Messenger RNA from Labeo rohita (rohu), 1285 nucleotides. RefSeq names its product enoyl CoA hydratase domain containing 3 (gene echdc3). Bases 62 to 946 code for a protein of 294 amino acids. Gene Ontology annotation, molecular function: hydro-lyase activity. Gene Ontology annotation, cellular component: mitochondrion. The record is from RefSeq and is a predicted model, not a curated record. The transcript has 5 exons. NCBI's taxonomy places the organism in Eukaryota, Metazoa, Chordata, Actinopteri, Cypriniformes, Cyprinidae.
UCCGGUGGUGCAGCCGUUUUCGUCAUACUGUGCUCCUUUAAUGCAUCAACGCUAAUUAAAUAUGAUUUUAGGCGGAUUUUACAAAGCUUCAAACCUUCUGAAGUCCAGCAGGGCGUCUUGGAGGAUCUUGACGAGGAAGAUGAGCGCUGAUUCUUCAUCUCUGACCCUUAGAGAGCAACAGGACGGAAUCAGGAGGAUUAUCCUAAAUAACCCUGAGAAGAGGAACGCUCUGUCUCUGGCGAUGCUGGAAUCUCUGAGAGAAAACCUACUGACAGACUCACAAACAGACGAUCUGCGUGUCAUUAUAAUAUCAGCGCGGGGUCCCGUGUUCUCGGCGGGUCAUGACCUGAAGGAGCUGACGGCCGCUCAGGGCAGAGACUAUCACAGCAGGGUGUUCCAGACCUGCUCAGAGGUCAUGACCCUGAUUCAAGACAUCCCGGUGCCAGUCAUUGCGAUGGUGAACGGUAUCGCCACAGCAGCGGGAUGCCAGUUAGUUGCAAGCUGUGAUAUUGCUGUAGCGUCGGAUAAAUCAUCUUUCGCUACUCCUGGAGUCAACGUGGGCCUGUUCUGCUCCACACCAGGAGUAGCGAUAGGACGUGCGGUGCCCAGAAAGGUUGCCAUGGAGAUGCUGUUUACGGGCCAUCCCAUCUCGGCUCAGGACGCGCUGCUGCACGGGCUUGUCAGUAAGGUGGUGUGUGAGGAGCAGCUGGAGGAAGAGACACUGGCCAUCGCCCGGCGGGUGUGUGAGUGCAGCCGGCCCGUGGUGGCUCUGGGGAAGGCCGUGUUUCACAGACAGAUGGCUCAGGGCCGGGAUGCAGCCUACGCCUCUGCUGCCACCGCCAUGGUGGAAAACCUGACGCUGCAGGAUGGGCAAGAGGGCAUCAGGGCGUUCCUGGAGAAACGCAAACCUGUGUGGAGCAACAGCACUGAAAAAAGCCACACGUGACUCCAGAUGCUGUCGACACAAACAAACUCGUGACUCUGUGCUGACUGAAACACUCAAACAGAAGCUCAAGUCUAUGCAGCUUUAUUCAGUUUUUUUUGUGCCUCAAACACAUAAACAUCUUAUCAUCUGUAAUGCCUUAACAGGCAUAAAAAUAAUAAUAAUUAUAAUGAUUUGAAUUAAAAAAAGACUAAAAUAUAUCACUGUGUACUGUAAAAUAGAAAAACAACAAUAAAUGAUAAAUAAAUACAUUAUAAAACAAUAAAUAAUAUUAUCAAACAAUGUAAUAUAAUAAUUCUUAAUAUUUAACUCUAAUUAUAAAAAAAAAUGAACUGAAAUAUA